UAAUGGAAACAUUAUGUCAGACCUUUAAGAUAUUUUUUUUAUCUGCAGACAGUGAGCUAAAAUCUAAAUAAAUUGUAAAGCAGUAAUCUUAAAGGAAGAAUAUGUGUCACAUAGAUGUCAAGACCGGCUACAGGAGAAAAGGAUUUCACAGCUUUUCACCUAGAAAGCCACCGUUGGUAAGCUCUCUUUACUGACCUGGGGAAUAUUAGGCUAAUCCUCAUGUUGUUGUCUCAGAGCAGGGAUUAACUUGAAAAACUUGCUGUAAUUUAGACCAGGCAUCUAGAGGCACAGGGGUCACAUAGCUUCUGUUUCUAAGUGCCUAUCGGGGAACGUUAAAAGAAGCGCUAAUGAAGACCCGGCAAUAACGUGAGGGCAAGCGGGGAAAUGCCAGCCCAGAAAAAACGAGGGGAAGCUGGAUGAGAGGGCACAGCGUCCUAAUCCAGAAGGAUCCUGUGAGUCAGCCUCAGAAUAAUCUGCCAGGCACAGGGAAUAUAAACAGUCACAGGCGAGGAGACCCAGGCCAGAUUCUGGAUCAUAUCCUCAAAUAAGAUAAAUUCAUUUCCUAUUUUCGCUUGUGCUGGGAUAUUAUUAAAAAGAAAGAACAAAACGGACUGCAGCUGAGCGACAUGGCGCUUCUGAAGUCAGGCUGGCUGUGGAGACAGACCGCCAUCCUGAAACGCUGGAAGCUAAACUGGUGCGACCUUUGGAUAGACGGGAGUCUCUGCUUCUACAAGAGCGACAGCCGGCGAGAAUUAGAGCAACGCGUUGGCCUCAAGUCCACGUGUAUCGACGUUCGGUCUGGCCUGGAAUGUGGAGGUGUGAUCCCACCAGAGGGUAAUCCCAGGGAGAACCUGGUGGGGAUUCAUCUCAGAGACGGCUCGACUCUCAACCUGUGUGCCAACAGUGAAGACGAGUCUCUAGCGUGGAAACUGACUCUGCUGGAAACCCGGAGAAACCCGGUGUUCACAUACGACCCCUAUGACGACUCCUACCAGGCCAUCCCCCUGAACGGCUACCACACGGUCUAUAUCACACCUGGAGCAGGACCAGGAACCCACCAGCUGAUUGUUCAGAGAGAUCCGUUUGACGGAGUGAUGGAGAGCGUUGCGCUGGGAUUACUGGCGGGGAUGGCAGCCGGGACCGCCAUGCGAUCCUUCCUCUGGAUGCCCUUCUUCUUCUGCUGAGAGGCCCCAGGAGCCACGGCACGGCUCCAAAGCCCGGACACCUGAUAUAAAACGUGCAGAAAAGCUUCUUCAUCACUGUUUGGCCUGCUUUUCCUCUCAGGUGCAGUUCUGGAUCUGAAUCUGUGAUGUUUGAGCUCAUUUAUUCAGGAAAUUGUAACCAGAUGUUUCUGAAACAAGCCAGUUUUCUAUUUAAUGGUGUUUUAUCUGCUGUUUCACAUUUUGCAAGCUUAAAAAAAUGUAGUCCAUCUGUCGCUCUGCAUUAGAGAAUAAAUUGCACACUUAAAAAAAAUGAAAA
Fundulus heteroclitus (mummichog) is the source of this 1479-nucleotide messenger RNA. RefSeq names its product pleckstrin homology domain containing B1 (gene plekhb1). NCBI's taxonomy places the organism in Eukaryota, Metazoa, Chordata, Actinopteri, Cyprinodontiformes, Fundulidae. Gene Ontology annotation, biological process: regulation of cell differentiation. The transcript is spliced from 6 exons. Gene Ontology annotation, cellular component: membrane. The record is from RefSeq and is a predicted model, not a curated record. The coding region runs from base 627 to 1184 and encodes 185 amino acids.